This is a messenger RNA of Entrophospora sp. SA101, 159 nucleotides long. The record is from the annotation of a GenBank genome assembly. NCBI's taxonomy places the organism in Eukaryota, Fungi, Glomeromycota, Glomeromycetes, Entrophosporales, Entrophosporaceae.
AUGCGAUUAGUUGAGAAAGAUGAAGCGCCAGAACAAGCAGCCUUGCGUGAAUUAUAUGAAGAAACAGGAUACAAGGGCAAAGCGAUAACUAAUGUUUCAACUAGUAUGUUUAAUGAUGCAGGAAUAACUAAUACUAAUAUGAAAUUGGUUUUCAUUGAG